UUUCCGACAAGGCCCGAGCGAUCCAGCAAACUGCACCCUCCACUUGGCAACAUCUCCACCGUCUAAAGCGCCCAAAAGAUUCUGGACCAAUACCAUAUAUCUUCUCAGACAGGGGCUGAUUUGGCCUUCUUCCAAAGUUGCACGUUUUCUAUCUAGCGUUCCUCUUAAAUUUGCACCCUCUUCACCAGCAUAUUAUAACUAAGAAAUAUCGAGAAAGCUACAGCCCAUUCUAAACCAGCAAACAUAGAGAAAGAGAGAAAAACCCUUAGAAGAAGAAGAAGAAGAAGAAGAAGAAGAAGGAAAGAGCAGCACGAUGAGUACCGUGACUCAUGAAGAGCAGCAUCAGAAAUAUAGCUUGAUAAAUUUUGAAGAGACUGAACUGCGCCUAGGGUUGCCUGGUGGAAUAGCUAAUCCUGGAAAGGAUGGAGAAGCUGCCAAGAACAAUGGGAAGAGAGGUUUCUCAGAAACUGUUGAUUUAAAGCUCAAUAUCUCAUCUCAAGAUGAGACAGCUGAUGAGGAUGAUCAAGAUCAACAACUACUGGAGUUGAAGAAGGAAAAGAAUGCUGCUGCACCUGCUCCCGGGGCAAAUGACCCAUCUAAACCCCCUGCUUCCAAGGCUCAAGUUGUGGGUUGGCCACCCGUCCGAUCUUUCCGAAAGAACAUCGUGACCGUCCAAAAGAAGAGCUCGGACGAGGGUGAAAAGGGCAACAGCAAUAUCAGUGCAGCAUUUGUAAAAGUGAGCAUGGAUGGGGCGCCCUAUCUGCGUAAAGUUGACUUGAAGUUGUACAAGAGCUACCAGGAGCUGUCUACUGCCUUGGGGAAAAUGUUCAGCUCCUUCACCAUUGGUAACUGCGGGUCAGAUGGAAUGAAGGAUUUCAUGAACGAGAGCAAACUGAUAGACCUUCUGAAUGGUUCUGAUUAUGUGCCUACUUAUGAGGACAAGGAUGGAGAUUGGAUGCUUGUGGGGGAUGUGCCAUGGGGAAUGUUUGUUGAUUCAUGCAAACGCUUGCGGAUAAUGAAAGGAUCUGAGGCCAUUGGACUUGCACCCAGGGCCGUGGAGAAGUGCAAGAACAGAUGUUGAAGUUGGUUCGCUGGCAUGGGCACAAUCAAAUGAAAGCAGACCGGCUCUAGAGGGAUGAUGGAGCACCAAGUUUGGAUGUGCCUGUGACUCUCUACCAUGUUUUUAUUUUAUCUUUUUCUUCUUUUUUUUUGGUCCUUUGAUGUUUUAAAAUUGUAAGGAAGAAUAUAUUCGGAGAUUUGUUAGGGACAAGAAGUAAAAAUAUAUUAUAGAAGAUGUUCAUAGUGGCUCAUGUGCAACUUUAUUUAUUAUAGAAGAUGUUUAAUAAUAAUAUUGCCAGUAAUGUUUACUUGUCAA
Molecule: messenger RNA, 1375 nt
Organism: Prunus dulcis (almond)
Lineage: Eukaryota; Viridiplantae; Streptophyta; Magnoliopsida; Rosales; Rosaceae
Product: auxin-responsive protein IAA16
Exons: 5
Coding region: 314-1081 (255 amino acids)
Biological process (GO): regulation of DNA-templated transcription
Cellular component (GO): nucleus
Molecular function (GO): protein binding
Source: RefSeq, a predicted model, not a curated record